ACUUGUCACUCACUGCACGGCAUGACGGGGGCCGGACCACACCUAAUUCUCAGAUUCAGUCAACAUGCGAACGGCUAUGGUCAGCCUCGUGAUCGGGGUACUGGUUCUCGUCGUAACCACAAAGCGUGCUCCUAGACCGGGGCAGUCCACCAAACUCAUGUUCCAGUGGUUGGACAUAGUCGAGUGCCCUGAACUCAAAGGACAAAACCUCAGCGUUGUGCUCCGCUACAAUAAGAACGGCGACGUGUACGCUGACACCGAGUGGAAUGUGGUGAACGCUGCGAAGAAGCUCGUCAAGCUGCGGCAGUCCGUGUCUUCGUGCCGCGACGACGGCACUAAUUGCGAGCACUUUGUGGCGUGGGACUUCAAAGACGGCUGCGCCUUCAUAGCGAACAGAAACGCUAUAUGGUCGCCAUGCUUCUCAAACAUUCGGCCUCCGUUCCUGUGUCCCGUGGCAGCGGUUCACUACGUCAACAAGAACUUCACCAUCGACAAGGAGAUCCUUAACGCGCUGCCUUUCCCGCGAGGACGUGUCUACAAGGACAGGCUAGAAAUGUGGAACGAAAAGGAAGAGCUAACGUACUGCAUCAUACUCAGUUUCACAUGGAAAUACGUCGCGAUCCGGGAUUAGAGGACGAUGAUGAGACAAGUUGUGGUGUGGUGGUAAAGCUGCAUAGCCUAGAGUUCGACCGCGGACCAAGGGGUGAACAACUGGGCUGAGCCGGGGACAGAGUACUAUAUUACAACGUAACAAAGGUAAUACAGGCAAUACGAAUAUCAAUGUAUUACAAGGUAUUACAGAUCAUACAAGGUAAUACAAGUAAUACAUGCUAAUAAGAAAUACAAGUAGUACAAGUACUGUAAAGUAGGACGGUGGUGUAAUAUAAGGCAUUACAAGUAAUAUUAGGUAUUGUGAGUAAUACACUGUAUUAUGAGUAAUACAAUGUAAUAUGCGGUAUUCAAGAUAUUGCAGAGUAAUACAAGGUAUUGCAGAGUAAUACCAGGUAUUACCGAGUAAUAUAGGGAAUUACAGAUCCUAAAUACUUGGAAUACUUGUAAAGCAAUGUACUAUACGUAACAUACGGAGUAUAAGUAAUAAAGAAAUACACGAUAACACGAUCAUGGUGUUACAAGGUAAUACAUGGAAGACACGAAAUACUUGGUAAUAUCAGGUAAAAUAGGGUAAUACAGGCUUUGGGCGCAGUGGAAUACACCAGUUGUUUACCCCUCGCCAAAGACUCCUUCCCCUAGCGCCACGCUGUUUGUCGCGUCUGUCCGCGAGUUAUUGAAUCCAUCGAAUAAUUGUUUCAAGCGGUUCUCGCCUCAACUUAGUCACUAUGUGGCUCAAAACAUAUUUCAGAAUCGCAAUUAUGUCGUUAACAGUGUAUAUAUGACUUAAACAUAUACAUGGCCUGGAUUACUAUAUGAUGUCGCCACAAGAACGAAUGGUAAAGGAAGGGGUGGCCAUCAUUGUGAGGCGUGAGGCGAUAAUUGUGGUUCAAUAAAUUUCUGCACCUAUUCU
Molecule: messenger RNA, 1522 nt
Organism: Frankliniella occidentalis (western flower thrips)
Lineage: Eukaryota; Metazoa; Arthropoda; Insecta; Thysanoptera; Thripidae
Exons: 5
Coding region: 65-631 (188 amino acids)
Source: RefSeq, a predicted model, not a curated record